Betta splendens (Siamese fighting fish) is the source of this 2048-nucleotide messenger RNA. RefSeq names its product L-2-hydroxyglutarate dehydrogenase (gene l2hgdh). Bases 148 to 1491 code for a protein of 447 amino acids. Lineage: Eukaryota; Metazoa; Chordata; Actinopteri; Anabantiformes; Osphronemidae. The transcript has 10 exons. Gene Ontology annotation, molecular function: (S)-2-hydroxyglutarate dehydrogenase activity; (S)-2-hydroxy-acid oxidase activity. The record is from RefSeq and is a predicted model, not a curated record.
GCCCCUCAAUUUCCAGCUUAGAUCAGCUGGAUGGGGGCUAAACUGUGGCAAUAGGAAGAGGAAACACAGAACACAACUCGAGGGGACGUUGUUUGGCAGCGGUGCGAUGAAGAAGUGGAUCUGAGGUGCUCGUGAAACGCUGCGACAAUGUUCCGGAUCCUGAGCGGCGCGUCUGCUAGAGCUGUGAGGUCAUCGCAGCCCAAACAGCUAAAGGACAUUACAACCAGACAUCUGCACAGCUCCUAUGAUGUGGCCAUCGUGGGAGCUGGCAUUGUGGGCUUGGCCACAGCCAGAGAGCUCAUUCUGCGACACCCGGGCCUUAGCUUCAUUCUUUUGGAGAAAGAGAAAGAGCUUGCUGUCCACCAGAGUGGGCACAACAGUGGAGUCAUUCACAGUGGGAUCUACUACACACCGGGGUCACUGAAGGCCCGUCUGUGUGUGCGAGGAGCCACUUUAGCCUACGAGUACUGUGAGAAGAAAGGACUCCCUUACAAGAGAUGUGGAAAGCUCAUUGUGGCUGUGGAGCAGGAGGAGAUCCCAAGGCUGAAGAGUCUAUAUGAGCGUGGAAUGCAAAACAAUGUGCGUGACCUCAGUAUUAUUGAUGCCAAAGGAAUCCGGGAGCGAGAGCCAUACUGCCGGGGUAUAAUGGCCUUGGAUUCACCCUACACUGGCAUCGUAGACUGGAGGACGGUGGCUCUCAGGUAUGGCACCGACUUUGAGGAGGCCGGGGGCACCGUGGUAACUGAAUAUGAGGUCAAUGACAUUUUCACUGUCAAGGAGAGUCCAGUGGGAAGCACUGAAGGAAUGAAACAUCCUAUUGGAAUUAGAGACAAAAAGGGUAAUGAGGUGCGGUGUCGUUAUGUCCUGACCUGUGGGGGCCUGUACUCAGACCGCCUUUCACAGAUAUCUGGAUGCAGUCGGGAGCCAAGGAUUGUCCCCUUCAGAGGAGACUAUUUAGUCCUGAAGCCAGAGAAAAACUACCUGGUCAAGGGAAACAUCUACCCUGUCCCUGACCCUCGUUUCCCUUUCCUUGGGGUUCACUUCACUCCACGGAUGGAUGGAAGCAUUUGGCUCGGCCCAAAUGCAGUUCUUGCUUUUAAAAGGGAGGGAUACAGUGUGUACGACUUUGAUACCCGAGACUUUGCAGAUGCGCUCUCAUUCAGGGGCCUCCAGAAGCUGGUGAUGAAGAACAUGACCUAUGGGAUUGGAGAGUUGUAUAGAGGAAUUUUCAUUGGCGAGCAGGUCAAAAUCCUGCAGAAGUACAUCCCUGAACUCUCACUGAGCGACGUGAGCAGGGGUCCUGCUGGAGUUCGGGCUCAGGCGCUUGACCGUAACGGAAACCUCGUGGAUGACUUUGUUUUCGACGGCGGGGUCGGGGACAUUGGAAGCCGGGUGCUCCACGUGCGUAACGCUCCCUCGCCAGCAGCCACGUCCUCCCUCGCAAUUGCAGAGAUGAUAGCAGACGAGGUGGAGAGUCGCUUCUCGCUGUAAAUAAACGCCUCCAUCGCUUUAGGAGUAAGAAGACUACCUCAGUGUCACUUUAAAUUACAGGUCAAACCCAAAUUUAAGGGGGAGAUCUUAAUUAUGAUUACUUAAUGAAAGCCAACAGUUAAAAAAGUAUUAUGCAUAAUUUUUUUUUAACUCCAAUAAAAUUAACAUCGGUUUGAAAGAUUCAAACAGUACAAUACUACUGUUGUAACACAUGAAUCACACCUUUACUGUACUUUUGUACUUUUUCUCCCAGCUAGUGAUUGUAUGUGACUGUACACAGUUUAUACAUUUCAGGAGUUUUGCAUUCAAAAUAACUCCCUCACUCCAAUUUGUUUCUACAAUAAGCCUUAAUCUUAUUACGAACCUUCAUAGGAAGCUGUUUUUGGAAGCUGUUAGUUCACAUGAUGUCAUUUGGUUGUGAACUACAUGAAAUGCAAUGUGCACUGUUUACAAAGAAAGUGUUAUCACAGAUUGGACAGAUAAACUCCUUUUGUCUAAAUGAUAUUGAAAUAAAAAUGUUUGGACAUUAUUAGGAAUAAAUACUCCUUUAGUGUUUU